Messenger RNA from Zootoca vivipara (common lizard), 2513 nucleotides. The record is from RefSeq and is a predicted model, not a curated record. Lineage: Eukaryota; Metazoa; Chordata; Lepidosauria; Squamata; Lacertidae.
AGGAGACGAACCCUCCCGCUCCAACCUUCACUUUCUCGAGCCUAGUGGCUCCUGCCGGUGGUGGACUGCGAUCUCUGGAAGUGGAGCUUGUGAGUCGAGGGCUCUUGCUCUCCCUUCCCCGCCUUGCCCUUCUCGGCCAGUUAUGCAGACUCCCUGUGGUGGUUGCUGCUGCUCCUGCUGCUCCUCCUGCUGCUGUUAGGAUCCGAUGCUGGCCGCUCCGGAGCCAGGGGAUGGAGAUGGGGGGCUGAUCAUCGCCAGACGACGGUGAGAAGGGAAAGGAGAGAAAGAGCUGGAGAGACGGGGGCGCUGAUCCACUUGGGUUCAGCGCGAAGCGCGCGUGGGCUUCAGGCUGCUGCUCGGGUCUCCCUCCUCUUCCCACCGCAGGAAGCCCUCUCGUCUCUAAAUGGAAUUAGUGGAGAUCGAAGCCCCUUGUGUAAGGAACAGACAUGAUCCAUGGGCGCAGCUUGUUUCACAUUGUAGCAAGUUUUAUCAUCCUACAUUGGGCUGGGGCAACAAAAAAAGGAGCAGAAAAGCAAACCACGUCAGAAGGACAAAAGACAGUGCAGUGUGGAACGUGGACAAAAUACCCAGAAGGAGGCAUCUUCACUUCUCCCAAUUACCCCAACAAAUAUCCUCCUGAGAGAGAGUGUGUCUACAUUAUAGAAGCUGCCCCAAGACAGUGUAUUGAGUUACACUUUGAUGAAAAAUAUUCCAUAGAGCCUUCGUGGGAGUGUAAAUUUGAUCAUAUUGAAGUGCGGGAUGGACCUUUUGGAUUUUCCCCAAUAAUUGGUCGUUUCUGUGGACAACAAAACCCACCCAAAAUAAAAUCCAGUGGUAGAUUCCUGUGGAUUAAAUUUUUUGCUGAUGGUGAACUUGAAUCUUUGGGAUUUUCUGCACGAUACAAUUUUACACCUGAUCCGGAUUUCAAGGACCUUGGGGUUUUGAAACCAUUGCCAGUUUGUGAGUUUGAGAUGGGAGGAUCUGAAGGAAUUGUGGAAUCUGUGCAAAUUGGGAAAGAAGGGAAAGCUUCGGACACUGAGGCAGUUGAUUGUAAAUGGUACAUCCGAGCACCACCAAGAUCCAAGAUAUAUUUACGGUUCUUGGACUAUGAAAUGCAGAAUUCUAAUGAGUGCAAAAGGAAUUUUGUGGCUGUCUAUGAUGGAAGUAGCUCAGUGGAGGAUUUAAAAGCUAAGUUUUGCAGCACUGUUGCUAAUGAUGUGAUGCUGCGCACAGGUCUUGGAGUAAUCCGCAUGUGGGCAGAUGAAGGCAGCCGAAGCAGCCGGUUCCAGAUGCUCUUCACAUCUUUCCAAGAACCCCCCUGUGAAGCCAACACAUUCUUUUGCCAUAGUAACAUGUGUAUUAAUAAUACAUUGGUCUGCAAUGGGCUCCAGAACUGUGUGUAUCCAUGGGAUGAAAACCACUGCAAAGAAAAAAGAAAAGCCAACAUACUGGACCAGCUUACCAAUACCAGUGGGACAAUAAUUGGGGUGACCACUUGUAUUGUGGUCCUCCUUAUCAUUAUCUCUGUUAUAGUACAGAUCAAACAGCCUCGUAAAAAAUAUGUCCAGAGGAAAGCAGACUUUGAUCAAACAGUAUUCCAGGAGGUGUUUGAGCCUCCUCACUAUGAGCUAUGCACUCUUAGAGGGACAGGGGCUACAGCGGACCUUGCAGACGUUGCAGAUGACUUUGAAAAUUAUCAUAAACUGCGGAGGUCAUCUUCAAAAUGCAUUCAUGACCACCACUGUGGAUCACAGUUAUCUAGCACUAAGGGCAGCCGUAGUAACCUCAGCACAAGAGAUACGCCUAUCUUGACAGAAAUUCAACCCCAGCCUGUAAAGCCUCUCAUACAGCCCAUGAACAGAAGAAAUAUCCUCGUAAUGAAGCAUAGCUACUCCCAAGAUGCUGCAGAUGCGUGCGAGAUAGAUGAAAUCGAAGAGGUACCAACCACGAGUCACAGGCUAUCCAGGCAUGAUAAAGCUGUCCAGCGACUGCUUGGGAAUAGUGCGAUCCUGAGUGCUUUUGAAUAUACUACAGUGAAUUGUGAAAAUCGACCCUGGAACUGCAAGCUAAAGAUGUUCUGGACUCUGACCAGCUAUUCCAAUUUCAUGAAAAAACCCCACAUCAGUCAGUAAUGAGUAAAAUUAAUGGAUGGCAAUAAGACUCUUAUUACUAUCAUUGCUAUCAUUUAUUCUUAUUAUUGUCAUCAUCCGUUUCCUUUCUUUCUUUCUAUUUAUUUUCUUCUGUUUUGUUACAAAGAAAAGAUAACCCCGUUUCAGGAAUAAAAUGAUUAAAUCAGGUACUAUUUAUCCAUUCACAAUCACUUUGGUAGAUAUAUUUGUUGGAUAUAUAAAUCUAACAAUAUGACUGAACUCAACAAUGAGGAACUGAUUUGCAUGUAUGUUGCUGAAUAUUUGAGUUGGCAAACAACAACAAAAAUCCCUUUGAUGAGAUACAUUGUAAAAAGCAUGCAUCCAUACUUACUGCUGUUCCUAUCCAUUUCUUUGUGUCACAUG